AUGAAAGGAACAAUUAUAUCUCUUUCAUUUUUCAUUUUCUUUAUGACUCAUUUUAUAUUUUGCGACGAAAAUACAUUCUCUAAAGAAAUACUUGAAUAUGAUAAAGAUUUGGAAUUAGAAAAAAUAAAAGAAAAAUUAAAAAACUUAAAUGAUAUAAUAGUAGACAAAUUGAUAGAAUCGUUUCAAGAUAAUAUUGAUGUAUUGAAAGCAAUCAUUCAAGAAUUAGAAAAAGAAAAAGAAAAUAAAUUAGCAAAAGAAAAAAAAAGGGAAAUAAUAAAUAAUGAUCUUUUAAACAAUAAUAAUAUUAAUAAAUUCAAAGGACAAGGAUUUUUUAGUUCUACAUGGAAACAAAUUAAAGGAGAUUCUGAAGAGAAUCCUAAUAACCUACAAAAAUCUUCAAAAGGUCAAAUGUUACAAUCAAGUGAACCAAAUAAAUUAAAUGAAAAAAAUCCCCCUCAUCAAUCAAUUACAACAAAUUCAUCUCUAGUAAAAAACACCGUGUCAAAUACAAAUACAAAUGAUGCUAAUACAAAAUCUGUAAUUAAAUACUUAGAUAAUGCUUAUAAUGAAAUCCUUAAAGAAAUGAAUCUAUCGAAUGAUGCAGAUAAGGAAAUGUAUCGUAGUAGGUUUGAUAGGUUCAAACAAGGAUUUGAAAAUUUAAUUCUUAAUCAAAAUGAAUAUGAACUUAUUAAGAGACUUAUUCUUACUUUUUCUAAUCAAGAUGAAACAAGUACUGAAAAAAAAUAUCAUAUAAUAAAUAUGCUCAAAAAAGCUUUACAAGAAGAGAAAUUUAGUCAAGAAUUUAAAAAUUUUAUUUAUGGUAUUUAUGCAUAUGCCAAGAAACAUAAUUAUUUAAAACUUAUAGAUUCUAGUAAGGACAUAUAUAAAAAGGUUUUUGAAAAUGCAACCAACUUAUUAGAUACCUUACAAAUGAAAAUUAAAACAGUUCCUUCACAUUAA
Molecule: messenger RNA, 960 nt
Organism: Plasmodium gaboni
Lineage: Eukaryota; Apicomplexa; Aconoidasida; Haemosporida; Plasmodiidae
Product: MSP7-like protein
Exons: 1
Coding region: 1-960 (319 amino acids)
Source: RefSeq, a predicted model, not a curated record